AAAUUCCGGACAGCACCUCGAGUCAGAGAAAGGUCAUACCAGGUAAUCCCGGCAUCGUAACAAUAUUUCCACCAACGCUCGCUCAGCGUGGGUAUAUACGUGCUGAACUAUCAGCGAGGACGAUGCCUCCGAAAACGAAAGGUAAGGAGGGUAUGCUCGCCGCGGCGUUGUGGAGCGAAGCGCUCAUGUUCGUGUAUGUACGUCAACAGACCAAGGAGCGCAUGCUGGAGAAAGACAUGUGGAUUGGACUGCUGCAGUGCAAAGAGAAGCUAAGAAUGGAGGUUGGUGACCAACAUAUUCGCAGCAGGAGUGGUGGGUGUGGACGUUGACUUGGUCGAGACAUCAAAGAUCAUGGAGUGCAGCAUCAUCGUAUUA
Eremomyces bilateralis CBS 781.70 is the source of this 375-nucleotide messenger RNA. RefSeq lists its product as uncharacterized. The transcript has a single exon. Lineage: Eukaryota; Fungi; Ascomycota; Dothideomycetes; Eremomycetales; Eremomycetaceae. The coding region runs from base 123 to 329 and encodes 68 amino acids. The record is from RefSeq and is a predicted model, not a curated record.